AUGCCCGUACAACUUUUAUCAGCGGAGUCGCUCUACAUAGGAAUGGAGGUGCUGAUUGCAGUGGCGUCUGUAAUCGGUAACGUGAUGGUGGUUUGGGCGGUGAAAAUUAAUAAGUCGUUGCGAGAUAACACGUUUUGUUUCAUCGUCUCCCUGGCUCUGGCGGAUAUUGCAGUGGGAGCCCUCGUCAUCCCUUUGGCCAUUACUAUCAGCAUCGGACUCCAAACUCACUUUUACAGCUGCCUGCUCGUAGCGUGCACGGUGCUGGUGCUGACGCAAAGUUCAAUCCUGGCCCUACUGGCUAUUGCAAUUGACCGCUAUCUCAGGGUCAAGAUCCCGACCAGGUACAAGCGAGUGGUGACCCCUCGGCGAGCGGGGCUGGCAGUGGUGAUAUGCUGGAUGGUGGCCUUCAUCGUGGGGCUCACCCCCAUGUUAGGCUGGAACAACCUGAAGCGCCUCCAGCAGAAUGGCUCCAUCAGCUCUGAUCUCAUUAUCACCUGCCAGUUCGAGACCGUCAUCAGCAUGGACUACAUGGUAUAUUUCAACUUUUUCGGCUGGGUGUUGCCGCCGUUGCUGUUCAUGCUGGUCAUCUACGCAGAGAUCUUCUACAUGAUCCACAAGCAGCUUAACAAUAAGAAGUUCACCACCAGUCACACAGACCCCAACAAGUACUAUGACAAGGAGCUGAAUCUGGCCAAAUCUCUGGCUCUGGUUCUUUUUCUCUUUGCCAUCAGCUGGCUCCCCCUCCACAUCAUCAACUGCAUCACGCUUUUCUGCUCUUCUCAGUGUGAGAAGCCCAUGGUCCUCGUCUACAUUGCCAUCCUGCUCACUCAUGGCAACUCUGCUGUCAACCCAAUUAUCUACGCUUUCCGUAUUAAAAAGUUCCGCAUGGCCUUCAGGAAAAUCUGGCAGCAAUACUUCUGCUGCAAGGACACACCAGCUCUGGAGAUUCAGCCCAGCGACAGGAAAGAGAUGCCCAAUCCAGAACCACAGCAGGCUACACCACCACAGCCCCCUCAGAAGGAAAUCCAAAAAUCUAAUCCUCAACAGCCAACACCACCUGAGCAGCAGCAGCAGCUGGACCAUAGGACCGAACCACCCCAACAAUCUAAAGAACAUCCGCCCUUACCGGAGCACAAUGCAGUCUAAGCCAAGGAACAGAGUUGAUCGCUGGCUGGGAAAGUAAUAAGCACUGGUUCUCUCCUCAUUUGAAUGUAGUCUAAUGAGGAGCAUCAUGUCUUACAAUGCUCUAGUGACUGAGGCGAUCAUUUAUUCAAAUACUGGAAGAUCAUUUAUCUUUACUCAGGAGGAGUGGAUUUAGUGAGCAAAAAAUGUUAUCUGAACAAAAGGUUAUCUAUUAACUUGCAAUAAUGGAAAUCUUUUUGAAAGUGACUGUCUAAGUAACAGACUAAAGACAAGCUUUUAACUGCUCAUUAUGAUCAAACAGUUGGUGUGAACAUCACAAAAUGUGCAAUAUAAGUUAUUGUGGUUGGUCAGUAUCAGAUUAUCAAAUGUUAUACCUUGCUAAAGAAUGAAAGUUUAUACGUUCAAAAGAGCAGGUUCAUCUUACUACUGUAAUACUGUGUGUAUGUUUAAACUGACGGUGGCUGAAGAAUAUGAAUGUAAUGGUAAUGUAAAUAAGAGACUACAGCAGCACAGCUUUGAACGCUCAUCUCUUCUUCAGGGUCUUAAUUGCACAACAGUGGUAGCGCAAGCAGAACUAUGGGAGAGAUUUUUGCAGCAACGCUGUGUGUGUGUGCUGAUAGAAGGGUUUUGUAGUCUCUUAACUCUUCUCCACUAGAGCCGAGUCCCUCAGUGGACCCAGCAGCACUGAUCCAUUACUGAGGAGAUGGACAGGGAUAAGAAGCAAGCGGCUGGAGGAAAUGGGAGGUUUUAACCUUGUAGAAGCUGCGUGCAGGAGACUCGCAUCUACAGGACCACAGCUAGUCAUGUGGAAGAAAGACGAGAUGCACUUAAAGCUCAUGUUUAUCCAGCCUCCAUGCCAGCUGGUGCUGGAAGCUGGGUUUUCCUUCUUCUUUUUUCGCUAAAUGGACAUAUGAUAACCAUAACAC
Molecule: messenger RNA, 2069 nt
Organism: Perca flavescens (yellow perch)
Lineage: Eukaryota; Metazoa; Chordata; Actinopteri; Perciformes; Percidae
Gene: adora1b
Product: adenosine A1 receptor b
Exons: 2
Coding region: 1-1146 (381 amino acids)
Biological process (GO): G protein-coupled adenosine receptor signaling pathway
Cellular component (GO): synapse; dendrite; plasma membrane
Molecular function (GO): G protein-coupled adenosine receptor activity
Source: RefSeq, a predicted model, not a curated record